Messenger RNA from Oppia nitens, 942 nucleotides. RefSeq names its product transmembrane emp24 domain-containing protein 10-like (gene bai). The transcript is spliced from 3 exons. The record is from RefSeq and is a predicted model, not a curated record. Lineage: Eukaryota; Metazoa; Arthropoda; Arachnida; Sarcoptiformes; Oppiidae. Gene Ontology annotation, biological process: intracellular protein transport; Golgi organization; endoplasmic reticulum to Golgi vesicle-mediated transport. Gene Ontology annotation, cellular component: endoplasmic reticulum-Golgi intermediate compartment; Golgi apparatus; endoplasmic reticulum. The coding region runs from base 170 to 844 and encodes 224 amino acids.
GUGAGUGUGUGUUGUGUCGCGUCAUCACAAAUAGCGUACAAUAAUUGAAUGCAAUGUUAAACUCAAUUCAAUGAUCACAUCAUCACAUCUAACGUUUGACUAAUGUAUUAGUGAUUUAUUUGUCAUUUAAAUGCCAUUCACUUAACCAUCGAUUAUAUCGUUGGACACAAUGUUAGGAAAAGUUUAUGACAAACUCAAGUGCGGGAUAUGUGGCCAUCAAUUGGUUGUGUAUUAUGUGUUAUUAGUGGUGACACUCACAUCACUACCGCCGACACAAUCGCUUAGAUUUCAUUUACAACCAAACAGUAAGCGCUGUCUUAAAGAAGAGAUGCGUAAAGACGUGUUGGUGACCGGCGAGUAUGAGUUAUCGCCCGCACCGGGACAGAGGACAGACUUAGCGGUGACCGACUCAAAAGGUCACACGGCGUUUGCGAGAGAGAGUCUCGACAAAGGAAAGUUUGCCGUCACAUCUGAUGAAGACGACAUCUUUGAUUUCUGCUUUGUCUCAUACCUGCAAACCGGUCACCAAACGGGUCCCGAACGUGAAGUUCAUCUUGAGAUGAAACACGGCGUCGAAGCAAAAAGUUAUGAAGAGUUGGCAAAUGUAGGAAAACUGAAGCCUUUGGAGAUGGAGUUGACUAAACUGGAAGACCUGUCGUCGUCUAUCGUUCAGGACUUUGAAUACAUGAAGAAGAGAGAAGAGGAAAUGCGAGACACAAAUGAGUCGACCAACAAUCGGGUUCUGUAUUUGUCGAUAUUUUCGAUGUUAUGUUUGUUGGGUUUGGCCACUUGGCAGGUGCUUUAUUUGCGCCGAUUUUUUAAGGCCAAGAAACUCAUUGAAUAGUUUUAUAAUUAUUUUUUUUAGUUCUUAAUUUAAGUAUACUUUAGAUCAAUGAUUGAUAUUAUCAGUGCAUAACAACAAACUUCGAGUCCAUUAUUUGU